UUUUUUAUGUCCAAAAACAAAUCAGCUCUUCACUGUCGCAACUCACAAUCUUCUUCUUCUUCACAAAAUCGCUUCGAUUCCGUCACGAAUUUUUGAUUGGAUUUCUGGGUUCUUUCUAAGAAAGCAGUCGACGUGUUGAUAAAAUCAACGAAGAAGAUCCUUCGUGCGUCUUCUUCCUCCUCUCUGUUUUGGGUUUUUAGAGUUUAUCUUCGAAAGUGAAAUUGAUUGAAUUUAAAAGGAUUUUUCCAGUAGCUGAAAAUUGAGGUCGAUUUGAACCGAGGAGUCCAAGCUUCCACAAGAAAUUGAUUUGGAAGAUCAUAAUACCACCGGAAGACUUGCUUUAAACACCAUGAGUGUCAAAACGCUUGAAAUGAAAAUGCAUAUGCACACGUUUCUGGCUUGGAAAUUGGACCCAAGAGUGUCUGCGCUUGUGGAAUCACAUGUUUCGGUGGGUUUUGAAAUUCAAAAAUGGUCUUUAUAGGCAAGAUAGUAAUCUUCUUAGUGCCCUUGCCUCGAUGUAUGAUGAGAGUAAAGAUCAUUUCGUCAUUGGGAAUCCUAAGAUGGAUAUUGAUUUUGGUCUAGAAGACGUUUUAUAUAUUACAGGUCUUCCAACUGACGCAGAACAUGUUUCAGGAUAUGAGAGUCAAAACAUCAAGGGUACAAUCAUGGAGCAUUUUAAGAUAAAUGAAGAGAAGGCUGAGUCAUUAAUGAUGAACUCCGGUAACAGUAUUGAUCUCUCAAGAUUGAAGUUUGAAUUUGAGAUGGUACCACAAGAGGAGGAUAUUGACUUAGAGCCUUAUUUCAAGGCUUAUCUCCUCUUUUUGUUGGGAGAAUUCAUUCACCCAAACAACAGCUGCUCUUAUUCUCCCAUGUACCUACCACUGCUUGGAUUGAAUGUUGUCAACCACUAUGCUUGGGGAGCAGCUAUGUUGGCGAAUAUGAAAGAAUCUAUAGAAAAAGUGAAGAAAGUUGGGAAAUUCACAAGCUUAUGUGGUUUUUCGUACGCCCUCACGGUAUUUGCAUUAGAGCGGUUUCCAUUCCUUAGAGAAAGAUGUGGAUCAUCACCUCUAUAUUCUCUACCAUCCGGAUUUCCCUUGAUUUUGGGGUGGAUGGAGGCGUUGUGUAAACCGAAUAAAGACACGAAAAAUGUAAAGUCUGUGGGAUACUACAAAAAGAAGCUUCAAGACAUGGAAGAAAAAGACAUUUUGGAUAAGAAAGUGAUAAAUGUGGAUGAAGAAAAACCUCAAUCUUCAAUGGUGGUGGAGCAAGCAGUUGAACUGCCUGCUGGCUUACUCGAAGAUAUAUGCUACCCAUCAAGAAAUGAUCCAAACUUUGUUAACGUGCAUUGUAAAGAUCUUGAGUGCCUUGCUCCUCAAAAAUUUCUGAGAUCACCGGUUAUGGAUUUCUACAUCAGGAAUUGGUGGAAGAGUAGUGACAUAUUCCGUAAGGCUUAUAUAUUUAUACCAAUACAUGAAGAUUUGCACUGGAGCCUAGUAAUAAUUUGCAUCCAUGAUAAGGAAGAUGAAUCCGGAUUGACUAUACUUCACCUCGAUUCAUUAAGAUUUCAUUCGAGAAGAAGAAUUGUUGAAAAUGUCAAAAGUUUUCUAGAAUAUGAAUGGAACUAUGUGAAACAAGGUGAUUAUUCCCUGGAUUUACCAGUCUCGAAACAAAUAUGGGAAACUUUCCUGCAUAGUAUCAACAAUGUUGAUAUAGAGGUUCCGCAACAGAAGAAUGAUUUUGACUGUGGUGUGUUUGUUCUCUUCUUCAUUAAACGGUUCAUAGAAGUGGCACCUCAAAGGCUGAAAAAGAAAGACCUUGGAAUGUUCAACAAGAAUUGGUUUAGGCCGGAUGAAGCCUCUGCUCUGAGAAUUAAAAUCCAAAACACGCUCAUUGAUCUAUUCCGUGUCGGUGAUAAUCUCCUUCAGGAGCCAAUAAAGGUCUAUGGGAGGAAGAGGAAGAAACAGAGUAAAGGGAUAGUGGAUAAUGUGCCGGUUGCACUUGAUCGUCUGGUGGGUAAUACGCCGGUUGCACUCAGGACACAAAAUCAACUUGCAAAUGUAGGGAGGUCCCAAUAUGGACGCCUGUAUGUGCAACCAGACUGUUUCACGCCGGCCACAUAUAAAAAGUCAUUGUCCUUUGGAGUUUGCUAAGGAGUUGAUCCUUCUACGUCUCUCUUUUUCAGAACUCUUAAGCGUAGAUUCCUGACUUGGUUCUGAUGUUUAAGUCACAACCCCUUUUUUCCGAUCUCGUCGAAUUUCUCAGCUAGUUCAUUAAACUUAUUCUAAAGUUUCUACAACUCUUCCUCUUUCCUGUUUUUAUAAUCCUUAAGACAUAAGCUAGAUCCACUUAUAAAGGCUUUAACCAA
This is a messenger RNA of Brassica napus (rape), 2365 nucleotides long. RefSeq names its product ubiquitin-like-specific protease 1D. The record is from RefSeq and is a predicted model, not a curated record. Gene Ontology annotation, biological process: proteolysis. The transcript is spliced from 14 exons. Gene Ontology annotation, molecular function: cysteine-type peptidase activity. NCBI's taxonomy places the organism in Eukaryota, Viridiplantae, Streptophyta, Magnoliopsida, Brassicales, Brassicaceae. Bases 441 to 2150 code for a protein of 569 amino acids.